AUGAAUGGUGUAGCUGAAAGAAGAAAUAGAACCUUGCUGGACAUGGUUACGAGCAUGAUGAGUAGCUCCAAACUUCCAAUUUCUCUAUGGAAAGAAGCACUCAAGACAGCUGUAUACAUUCUAAACAGGGUUCCAACAAAGAUAGGAAUUGAUCACAUAGAAGAGACCAAUAGCACAAAUGGUGAGGGAACAUCAAUUGUCAAUGACUCUUCUUUAGUUAGAGCUGUCAUACAACAUGAUGUGGAUCCCAUAACUCAAGUUGAUGAUGCUAGACAUCAAGAAUAUAUGCAAGCUGACCAACCUGUCAUAGAAGUAGAACCAUCACAGAAUGUGACAGAGGAUGUUCCUGAUGAGCAACCUCAGCCGACUCAAGAAGUUGAACUGAGAAGGUCAACUAGAGAGAGAAAGCCGGCAUUGCCUAGUGACUACGUUGUGUACUUCACUGAAAUUGACUAUGAAAGAUAUGGGUGA
Neltuma alba is the source of this 471-nucleotide messenger RNA. RefSeq lists its product as uncharacterized. The coding region runs from base 1 to 471 and encodes 156 amino acids. Gene Ontology annotation, molecular function: nucleic acid binding. The record is from RefSeq and is a predicted model, not a curated record. Lineage: Eukaryota; Viridiplantae; Streptophyta; Magnoliopsida; Fabales; Fabaceae. The transcript is spliced from 2 exons.